Mytilus trossulus (common blue mussel) is the source of this 1059-nucleotide messenger RNA. RefSeq lists its product as uncharacterized. Bases 128 to 604 code for a protein of 158 amino acids. Gene Ontology annotation, molecular function: epidermal growth factor receptor binding; receptor ligand activity. Gene Ontology annotation, biological process: epidermal growth factor receptor signaling pathway. The transcript has 6 exons. NCBI's taxonomy places the organism in Eukaryota, Metazoa, Mollusca, Bivalvia, Mytilida, Mytilidae. The record is from RefSeq and is a predicted model, not a curated record.
UCUUUAAACAGAAGGAUUGGAAUUUAAGAAAAAUACACUUCUUCUUGGAAGUCAUGCACUACCGAUUACCUUUAUCAUUUGGGAGGGUAGGAAUAGUUGCUGAUCGAAACUUUUGAGAGAAGCAAAGAUGUCAUUAUUGACCAACCUUUUCACAGUCUGCAGUCUGCUGUUUGUAUAUACAGGUGUCAUAGUUGGAUGCAUUAGAAAGUCUGACAAUUCAAAUCCUAGCAAAAUAGACAACGAAGAAAACAACCAAAUAAUUCUUGAAAAUUAUAGACUUAGUUGUUCGGAUAACGAGACAAAAGCGUUAUCAUGUUUAAAUGGAGGAUCUUGUUUUGUUGUAUAUGUAGAAGACAGAAUAGUGAAAUGUGCAUGUUCAAAUAAAUAUAUUGGUAAACGAUGUGAAAUGAUAGACCCGGAAAUCAUAUUUCGUCAAUCUGAAAAUGAAGGGAAAGACGCCAGAAAUGGAUUCAUUAUUGGUUUUAUAGUAAUAAUCAUCUUAUUACUCAUUGCUCUUUUUGUACUUAUAUAUUUAAAGAGAUGCAAUCAAAACGAAAUAACAGAUUUUCAGAAACUUUCAGAAUUGGGAAGGCGAACAGUAUAAAAAGAUUCUGUAUCAAUUCGUUCUAUAAAACAAAUGGAACAAACACUUCAACUUGAUGUUAAUACCAGGAAAGAUUGUUUUGUUUCAAUAGCGUGUGCUGAUAAUUUUAGCUUAAAUGUGACAAUUGUUAUAGAAUUGACGAACUCAGCAACGUUUUCAUUUCCAGACAUGGAAUACCUUAAUUGUAUUUGUCACAACUUUUCGUUAUUUCCGGUUUUUAAUACUCUUCAACUUCGUAUUUGAUUAGCCUCUCUGGCUAAUUUUAUUCGAGCGUCUUGGUGAGUCACAAAUAGAUAAAACAUGACUUCUGGUGACUAGAGUACCAAAUUAAUGUCCUGUAUCGUUGAUGAGCUUUACUACCAGUGUGUCAAUACCAGUGUCAAUAAAUGAUUUGUCCAUACAGUAGUCAGCACAUUGAUAUAUUUAUUUUCUGUAAAUUAAAGUAUAAAAUAGAA